AUGCGGAAGGACGCGGAGGAGGCCUUCCAGGUCAUCGUCGGUGACGGCGAGGUGGCCGCCCACGUCCGUUGCCUUUUCCCAGCCCUCGCCGCGCUGGUGGAGGGCCGCGCGCCCACGUGGCUCCAGAGGCUGCGGCGCAAUGCCGCCCUCCAUGCAGCCGCGCCCAGGGCACAGCUGGAGGGCGCCGGCGCACGGGCGCUCCGCGCGACCCAGCGCGGGCCGCGCCUGGGUGCCGCUCCGGACCCACAGCAGCCUGGUCUGCUGCUCGAGGCGCUCGGCGUGGAGCUGCAGCCGUGCCUGCGAGUCCUCGUCGGCGAGCGCGGGGCGUCCGAGGCCACCUGCGCGGAGGAUCUCGGCGUCGAGGUGGCGGCGGAGCCGCCGACGGAGUGCGUCGCGGUCCUGGGCGGGGAGUCGGAGGUGGUCGAGGCCGUCGAGGCUGACGUGGGGCGUAUCUGCUCGGCCAAGUCAGCGGCGGAGGUCGACGGCGAGGGCUCCCGAGGGCCCGGGGGAUCGGAGGCGCCCGGGGCUCCCAUGGUGGGGGGCGUCGCGGAGCCCCUGGGCGCGAGCGAGAUGAGCGUCGUGCGAGGCGGGGAGCCAGCUGUCGGGGCCGACGCUGCGUCGGAGUUCGACGUCGAGGACUUCCUGGCCGAGAUGGUCGCGGCCUCGGGAGGCGAGGGCGGCGCGCACACGGGCGGUGUGGUCCGCAGGCGCGAGCGCGUCGACAUCGAGCUCGUGGGCAGCUCCAUGGCCUCGCCCCGUUUCUCCGAGGUCUUCCACGUGGAGGGCGAGUUCCUCUCCCGCCUGGGCGCCGCCCGUGCGGCCGGCG
This is a messenger RNA of Prorocentrum cordatum, 826 nucleotides long. Lineage: Eukaryota; Dinophyceae; Prorocentrales; Prorocentraceae. The record is from the annotation of a GenBank genome assembly.